Molecule: messenger RNA, 3431 nt
Organism: Gadus morhua (Atlantic cod)
Lineage: Eukaryota; Metazoa; Chordata; Actinopteri; Gadiformes; Gadidae
Product: calcium-independent phospholipase A2-gamma
Exons: 10
Coding region: 237-2975 (912 amino acids)
Biological process (GO): arachidonate metabolic process
Cellular component (GO): membrane
Source: RefSeq, a predicted model, not a curated record
AGCCAAUUAGAUUAGAGCUCCUCUAUGUAUAGCAGGAAUAGCAAAACACUCUAGUGUCAACAUGCUAGCUACUUUUGUGGAAUUGUGUACAAGACUUUAAAGCACAGCAAACUGGCUAAAUGGAAGAAUGAACAAUCAUGAUUGGUGCAAUAGAAUAAGGAUACCAGAGGACUCUGGUACACGUCUAGUAUAUAUAAUUAGACUGCAAAUUUCCACAUUUCCCUUUAAAUCCAGAGAUGGGACGCUACCUUUGCACCAACCUCUUCAGUGCAGGGACGCUACCAUCGUACUGUAGGCUAAGGUUCCUCAUUGGCUUCCUCAGAGGCCUUCCCCGCUAUGCCAGGCCACCCUUCUGCUCUGACCUCAGUCUCAACCCUACCCAGCUCGACAGCCUCCAGCGCCACAGCUUCACACAAAGAGCUAGACGCAGAAAUGCCAAGAUAAGCGGGCGCUGCAUACUGCGGUCUACCUCCGACCACUUGGCCAGGAAUAGCAUCAGGGAGGUGAGAUACCUCCAGGCCGUUGGGUUCUGCUCAUCCUCCAACCGGAGUGACUUUAAGGCCAGCCCUCCCAUCGGAAUCAUACAGGAGUCUCCGACGGGUUUCCAAUGGAGUGCCCUGGGAGCUCGUCUGGGCCACUCUUUUAAUAGGCUGUCACGACACAUCAAUGUUUAUUUCCAGAAGAAAGACACACAUCCUGUUCCUCUUGCAGAAAACGCCAGUCUUCUGUUAGCCGCUCCACAAUAUGUGAGCAGGUUACGAAAACGUAAUCAAAGUCAGAAGGCGGUCAGAGAUAGGGUAGUUUUUCAGGAAAAGGACACGGCACUGGAACUCAAGCGUGAAGACAAGGACAGGUCCUCUAAAACUCCACCCGAAGAAGAAGCAUCGCCUGCCAAACAUUCUGGGGUGCAACUAUUUCACCCAAGCUCUCUGGCAACGAGAUUCGGAGAGAACUACAUUCAUGUUGCAAAUCACGUCAACACAUUUUUCUCCAGAAUUGGUUCAUCAGAUUUAACGAUUCAGAAUGACUUGGAAAAUGUGCACUCCAAUAUAGUUUCAACCAGGAGGCAAAGAAAGAGUAAUACAACAGCAGAACAGAAGCCUAGAGGGCAAAUAGAUGCUGAGCCAGAUAAAGGCAACACCUCCAGCAACAUAGCAGAAGCCUACCUUCUGUUUGCAAGCCACAUCAACAGAUAUUUUGGUGCCAAAGUGGAAGAUAAUGCUUCUAAAGAUCAAUUCCUUGGAGACAAACCCAGGCAGACAGUAGACAGCAGUCAAAAGGAUCCUUCAGAACUAUCUACCUCUGAAACUCAAAUUAACUCCUCACAAUUGCAUCAGGAAAAACACUCCAAUUCUAAAAGUGAAGGGCUUUUCCACUCCAGCACCAACACAACCCAUUUUGGGGAGAGCUACCUGCAAAUGGCUAACCACGUGAAUGAGUAUUUCAAUGGACCCAAAACCUUAGAAGAAGAUGACGGAGCUGAUGCUUUAAGUUACUUAAGAGCGCUUGAAUCCCAAGUGUACUUAUCCCAGAAACCAAAGGUGGUGUCUUUUGUGGACUGCUUUCUUCAACCCACAAGUGCCAUCCCCAGCCUGCUUGGUGGCUAUCUCAGAGCAUUUCCCUGGGCCCAGAGCAGUCCCUCCACACAGACACCAGCACCACCACAGGCCGUCUUCAAAAGAAAGGCUGGGUUGAGUAGGAACGAGGCUGAGGAGAUGACCUACACAUGGAUCGGUCAUCUAGAGCAGCGCUUGUCUCCGGACGAUCUCAGAACCUGUAUCGAGACCCUCAACCAACACCUGGUCCGCUACCCAUCAUGCAAAGCGGUCGUGUGGCAGCAAAAGACAGCGGUUAAAAUGUUGAAACAGCGACGUGCUCAUAGAGAUCACCAGGAACUUCAGGAUGCCAUCAGAGAAACCUUGGCUCUGAUUGGCUACGUGGACCCAGUCAAAGGCCGUGGAAUAAGGGUGCUCUCCAUUGACGGUGGCGGUACAAGAGGUCUGGUGCCUCUGCAGCUGUUAAAACUGCUGGAGGCGGAGACAGGAAGACCCAUCCACCAGCUCUUUGAUUACAUCUGCGGAGUAAGCACAGGGGCUGUCCUGGCCUUCAUGCUCGGCCUGGCCCGCUUCUCCUUGGAGGAGUGUGAGGACAUGUACAGACGCUUCGGCUCCGACGUGUUCCGGCAGAACCCCCUGGUGGGAACGGUGAAGAUGGGCUGGAGCCACUCCUAUUACAACACAGAGACCUGGGAGAAGAUACUGCGGGAGAGGAUGGGUGAAGAAAUACUAAUCAGGACAUCCCGAGAUGUGCUGAGUCCGAAGGUUUCUGCGGUCAGCGCCGUGGUGAACUGGGGCACCAGUCCCAAGGCCUUUGUUUUCCGUAACUACAACCACAGGCCGGGCUCUCUGAGCCGCUACGCAGGCAGCUCCGUCUACCCGAUGUGGGAGGCAGUGCGGGCCUCGUCGGCGGCCCCCGGCUACUUCGAGGAGUUCACGCUGCAGAGCGACAUCCAUCAGGACGGAGGAAUCAUCCUGAACAACCCGUGUGCGCUGGCUGUGCACGAGAGCCGCCUGCUGUGGCCCAGGCAGCCCUUUCAGUGUGUUCUGUCUCUGGGCACCGGCCGCUACGACACGGUGAAGAGAGGCCCCACCACCACCACCAGCUGGAGGGCCAAAAUCAGCAACCUCAUAUGCAGCGCCACGGACACAGAGGGGGUCCACACGCUGCUGGACGACCUGCUGGCCCCCGACGUCUACUUCCGCUUCAACCCCAUGCUGAGAGCCGAGGUCUCUCUGGAUGAGAGCCGGCCGGGGGUCCUGGACAACCUGCGCAGGGACACCCACGUGUACCUGGACAGAAACCGCCUAAAGCUGGCCAGGCUGUGUCUGGUUCUGGGGGCGGAGCGGUCGGCCGCGAGCCACACCAAGGACUGGGUCUAUGAGCGGGCCUGGGAGGCCAAGCAGAGAUGGGUAUGAGGUGUGGCAGAGGGGGUUGAAUGGAGGAGGUGAAUGCACACAGACACACACACACACACACACACACACUCACACACAGGAAGGAUUGCAUCCUCAAUGUGUCAGAUUAGCAAUGUGUUUUUAAGGAUCUGUUUUAGCAUGCAUAGCAUGCACAGAAAAAGCUUGAUGUGAAUGUAAACGAAUUGAAUGCACCUUUGGUUGAACAAUUCUGUACAGUUAAAUUUUAUGAAAUUGGUAUGCUAAUGGUUGACCUUUCCACGUGGCGCACAAUACCAACGUACACGAUUUAUUCUUGUGAAUCAAAGCACUUGACAUUUUUAAUGUACUGUAUGUCGACAUUGGCACUUCACGAUCUCAAUGAGACAAUAGUAUUUCACUCCAAUGGGUGAAUAAUGUAUACAAUGUAUAACUGGCUUGUGAAAAGUAUUGUAAUAAAAUUUAUUUUGGAAAAUAUUA